Molecule: messenger RNA, 1311 nt
Organism: Penicillium verhagenii
Lineage: Eukaryota; Fungi; Ascomycota; Eurotiomycetes; Eurotiales; Aspergillaceae
Exons: 1
Coding region: 1-1311 (436 amino acids)
Biological process (GO): regulation of transcription by RNA polymerase II
Molecular function (GO): DNA-binding transcription activator activity, RNA polymerase II-specific
Source: RefSeq, a predicted model, not a curated record
AUGUCUUCUGCGUCUCCGGCAUCUCCGGCGACCCAGUCUCAACCCCAGUCACUACCCCAGACCCGGUCCUUGACACAGCCGCAUGUUUACCCGCCCAUCAGCAAUGUGGGGACACCUGUCAGUUAUCACGGCAAUGGGAUGCAAACUGACCAAAAAUUUGAUCUCCUCGGUAUUUUGUCCGAAACACCUCCGGUCAAUUCCAUAUCAAGGGCCCCAGAGGACUGGACACUAGAUAUUGAAUUAAUGCACCACUAUUGCACUGUGACGUGCGACACACUAACUGUCCGUGAAGAUGCACGCUAUGUUUGGCGCGUCAUCAUGCCCAUUGAGGGCUACGCUAGCCCAUAUGUGAUGAAUGGUCUCUUGGCUAUCGGGGCUUUGCAUCGCGCAUACCUGGCGACAAAUUCUCAGCAAAAAGAGCGAUAUGUCAAGGCAUCGGCUUAUCAUAUUACGACGGGACUUCAAGCGUUCCGAGAGAUUAUCGCCUUGCCUCUUAAUUCCAAAAACUGGCAACCCGUCUUUUGUUUUGCAAGCAUGAUAAACGUUCAUUUGAUGGGGACUCCAAUCCGACUGGGUGUUACUCGAUGGCCGGCCCCGAUCUCAAAUGUGCUGGACUUGUUUGGAAAUGUCAAGGGACUCCAGGUCCUCAUGGCCCCAUUCAUACAUUCGGUCCGGAAAUCCCAAUUAGCUGCUCUAGUAAACUCGGUUUGGCUUGUAGAUCCGGAGAUUAUUCCUAGGUAUGCAUCCGAAUCAGUGUAUGAAUUAGGAAAGCUUGGCCGAAAUACUAACUUGCAUGUCUGUAUCAGUCCAGCACAGCUUUCUCAAUCUUUGCUACCUUUGGAUUUCUGGCCACAGGUUUCUCAAUUACGGGUAUUCAUUGAUAACUACCCAUUUGCACCCGUGGAAGCUCAACCUGGCCAGACAAAUGGUGAUUCUGGCACUGCGAGUGAUCCACCAGAUCGUCGAAAGGAGUAUAUCAUUGCUAUUGAAGCCCUCGAAAGAGCGGCUCGAUCCCUUGAGCUCGCAGGCACGCGUGUCGAAUGGGGCAUGAUGUUCCUCUUUGCGCAUCCCCUGACUAAAAUAUUCCAUGAUGACCUUCAAGCACAUGAACCUGCGGCUUUGGUUAUUUUGGCUUACUGGUGUGCUCUAAUUCAUCUCGUGGAUGAUAUUUGGGUAACAAAUGGUCUAAGCUGGCAAUUACUUCAAGAUGUUGAAAGCAAGAUUCGACCUGAGUUCCAGGAGUGGUUAACUUGGCCGAAACACUGGGUUUUUGAGCGGCGAGGGUAUUCUUUCUACAUGAACAAAGCUUGA